AAUUCUCUAGAACGUCUCUCGAGCCCAGAAAACCCCAGUGGCCGGGAAGGUGACCACCCUGGAAUGUAGGGGACGAAGAAACCCCCCUCGGAGGAAAUCCUAAUGCUCGUCUUCUCUCGCCUUACUACCUCGACCUCCUCGUCCUCCUUCGCAACCCUAAGAAGGAUGCCUCCUUCCUUGCCGAGAUGGCCGUCUUCCUCCGAAGCGCCCCCGCCGCCGCCUUGCAGCCCUCUUUCGAUUAUACCUUGUUCCCUUUUCUCCUUUUGCUGGAUGCCUCGGUGCAAUGUAGAGAAGAGAAGAAGUUUGACUCGGAUGGGGGUUUUGGGAAUGGCGGUGCCUCAUUAGAUGGUUGUGGUGCUAAAGAAAAUUACCACUGGAGCUAUGCUUUCACAUUCUGUGGCAUCGGAAGAAUUUCGUGAAGGAAUAAUAAGAUGCUUUAGGGUGAUGCUUCUCAAUUUACAACCUUGCUCUGUUAGUUCGUGUUCAUGCAAACAAAGGGUUAUCAUGCCUACAUCCAAAUCUAUUGAUGGUGCUUUUGUGCAUCAUAAUACUCUCUCAAGGGAUUGUGUUGAAUCACUAGAAUGUUUGCUAGCAUUUCUCUAAUCUCAAAAUGCUUCAGCUGCAGUAGGGCAUUGGCUAUCACUUCUUCUCCAAGCUGCUGAACUUGAGGCACUGAGAGGACACUGUGGAAGUGCAAAUCUCCGGAAAGAGGCAUUUCUGACCCUUCGAGUCCUUGUUGCCAAGGUUGGUACUGCUGAUGCACUUGCCUUCUUUCUACUGGGCGUUGUAAGCCGUUUUGCAAAGGCCUUAUAUGUAUCAAAAAAUAUGAUUAGUGGUGCUGCUGGAAGCUCUGUAGCCAUCGAGCAGGCUAUUUGUGGUUUGACUGAGUUCUUGAUUAUUGUUUUAGAUGACAAGGCAAAUCUUCACUCCCUUGAGAUGCCUGUAAAUGAUAUUGGAUCACUUUCACCCAUGGAAAAUAAAUCUACCCAAUCUGUCCUAGAGGCUCUUCGUAGUUUACCUUUAAAUGGUCAUGUUCAGUCAGCAAAUAUGAUUGGAGAUUCUUUUAAUCAAGCUAUCAACGAUGAUCAUAAACGAAAGAUAGUUGAUCAUAGCAAUGGCAAAAGAAAUUUAUUUGUACAUCGUUCCAGGGAGUGGAUUGAUGAAACUUCUUCUAAUGUUGAUAAAUUAAUGUCUGCUGCAUUUCCACAUCUUUGUAUUCAUUCUGCAGAAAAGGUCGGAAAAGCACUUGUAGAUGGCAUACAGGGGCUUCUGUUGAAUUGCAGAUGCACUUUGCAAAGAAGCAAAUUAAUGCUUUUGGAGUGUUUGUGUGUGCUGGUUUAUGACGAUGCAGAUGUUGUGUCCAUGGUAGCACAGGAAUCCCUCGAAUCUUUAUUUGUUUUGGGUGAGAAAUUUAUAACCAAAAAUGAAAUUUCUGGUAUAUUUACGAGCCUCAUCAAAGCGCUUCCAUGUGUGGUUCUUGGAAGUGAUGAGACAAUUGCUUUGUCACAUGCUCAGAAACUACUUUCUCUAGUCUAUUAUGUAGGUCCGGACCUUUUAGUAAAUUACCUUCAGUCUCCUAUGCGAGCUGUAUCCUGAGUUAGAGGUCCUUGGUAGGCAUCAACACCCAAAUUUAACUAUUCCAUUUCUAAAGGCUGUGGGUGAAAUUGCAAAGGCAUCACAAACUGAAGCAUCUUCUUUGCCAGAUCAGACUGAAAUAUUUAGUGCACACGUCAGCUCCAAGAUUCUUAUGAUACAAAAAUGGAUUAAUGAGAAUCAUGUGGAUAGUAGCUCCUUCUCCAUGUGUACCAAAUCCCAGGCUUAGAAAUUGGAUCUGUCAAUUUUGAUGAUGUUAGUCUUCACUUGGAAUAUUGGGAGGAAUUAUUGUUUAAGUUUAAUGAGAUGAAAAGAUACAGAAGAAUUGUUGGAUCUCUUGUUGGAUCAUGCUUAAAAGCUGCAUCACCACUUGUUUCUUCACAGAGAAUCAGCUUGUCUGGUGUCUCUGGACAUUUAUUGAUGUACUUGCUUGAUAUGUUUGUUGAUAAAACAUUUUUGGCCAAAUGAAUCUCUUUCUAAUUCUCAUUCUGCUGUUGCAAAUACUGUUUGGUGUUUAAUUGUCAGAAGGCAGCUCAAUGCACAGGGGCACCCAUUAAUGCAGGUCUGGGAAGGGUCAAUUAUGCAGUUCUUUCUUUCAGUCAGGGAGAAUUAAAUUUAGUCUUUCUCAAUUUAAGUUUCUACUAUAUAAAGGGAAAACACAAAUUAAGCUCAGCCAUUUCAGUAUUUAUUGUGAUGUGAGGAAACCUCUUAGUUACCUGUGUUUAAAGUGAAACCUUACAAGUGACUUUAAAGAAAAAAAAAUCUGGAUUGAAAAUAAGAAAAGAACAAAGGACAGCACAUGUUGCUUCACAAGUAGGAUACCUUUUCAUGUUGAUGACCCUUUUCGAUUGUUUAGCAUUUCUUUGUUUGAUAGCAGUAUUUUCAAACUAAUGGGGCUAUGUAAUUUUAGUGGAAAAUUAAUUGAUUACUUAUUCAUAAACGGCAACUUGGAUUUCUGAAAUUUUUUGACGUGAGGAUACUUGGGUAGAUGGCUUACCAUUAUGUACCUAUCAGAUACCUUAUUCAUUAGAUAAUUUUUUGGUACAAGUGAUCUGUGCUUAGUCUGUGAAUUCAAAAUUUUUUACUACCAUUCAUACGCAUUAUGCUUUUCAUGGAGUGUAUUUUGCAAAUGGUUCUUCUUACGAAUGACAAGCUAUUAAUGAUGGAUAGAAUGAUUACUGGCUACAUAAUGUAGUUUGCUUGUCAUUUGCAAGGUUAUAAAGUUGGACAAAUUUUGAAGUCUAUGUUUACCUAAAAUCCAAUGAUUACAAACUAGAAAUUAUUUAAGCAAUAGGAACAUGUACAUUGCCAUGCAGAUUUUCGAUUAUGUAGGUCCAAAUGAAGGUUUUUUAAAGCUUUAUUUUCAUUUGGAUCUGUUAUUUUAGAUGUUUAUUUUUGAAGAAAGUUCAUUUGGCUCUGCUAUAAUAGUCGUUUAUUCUGUGACUUGUUCUGGAUUAUUGUAACAGGGAAGCCAUUGUUUCGCUAAGUGAAAGGCUUGCAUUUACCAUCUCUUUGUUCUUUAUAUAACUAUAUGCUUGUCAAGGAUUUUAAGAUGUCGACCAUUUGGAGAUGUUACUGUAUUAUUUCCCUAAAUCAUGUGUUUCAUUGUGGCUUUCAGUUUCUAGAAGUGCCACUUUUAUUGGGGUAGCAACCAUGAAAAGUCAGAACAUGUUCUGAAUGUUGUUAUAUGGUUCAAUUGGGAAAAUGAACUGUUCUGAGUAUGAUUUCAAGUUUGUCAUAAUUUCCUUGGUGUAGGAUACUUUGGGUCAUGGGUACAAUCCAAGCAUGGGCCAUGCUGCUUGGUUUUUGGUAUGUGGGGGUAGGGAUAAUGUUGACUUUUUUGGAUUAGUUCCUGAUAGUUCUGUUGCUUUUCGGUCGUGUUCACUUAGUUAGUUGGGGUAAGACAUCUUGAUCUUUUCACAGCAUUUAACUAAAUGCUUUUUUUCCCAAAAAAAGGUAAGAGACAUGAAAACUUGAUGGUUCUUAAUUUUUGUUGAUUUAACCCUUUUUUUAAUGGAUUUGAAGUGUAAUAUAUCAUAUGAAUUCCAUUUUUGCUUAGAUGUUCUCUAUUUAUAAAGCCGAAUAAAACUUUGAGAUUGGAUUUUUAAUUUGUUUAUCUUGUCGUGUAUGAUGGCAACCUGGAAAAUACAGUAUUGCAAAACAGAUCAACAACCUGCAUCAUAAUUUCAAGUAGUAUGAUCAAAGUAAAUAGACAGCAACUUCUUGUUGGUUUGUCUUUUUCUCAACACUCCUUUUCUCUUUCUGGAAUAAUGUUGUAUUUUGCAGAGAACAAAAUUUCACAUUUAUUCCCAAGGUCUCAGUCCGUUGUCUUAUUACUUUUAAGCAAGUCAUUUAGGACUAUCAGUUUAGCAGAUUCUGCCUGUAAAUUGCUGCCCUAAAAAGGUGUUACUGGUUAGACUGUUGCAACAAAGCAAAUGUUAAUUGAAGUCUUGGUUUCUGUGCCAAAAUCAGUUGCUAUGGUAGGAAAUGUGAACCCUCUUCUCCAUAUUAUUAUUGGUUAUGUUUGACAAUUGUGUGUUGGUUUUGAACCAUUGCAUAAUAUGUUUUCUUUGUUCAACUAAAUAAAAUAAUUAGAUGUAUACUUUUGUUAGGGGCUUGAGUGGUAAAUAUCUUAUUGGAAAAUAGUAAAACAAAAUCUUUCUUGUUAUUCUCCGUAGAUUUCAGUUGUUUGUACUUUAGAGUAAGGCAUUUUUUUGUAGGAUGUUUCUGUAUCUCUUGCAAAAGUGGAGGAAGCUUAUAAGCACGAGAAACAAACCAAAGCAGCAAUCUGGGAAGCAGUUCAGUUGCUAUCACUAAAUGAUCUGAAAGAUGGGAUGGAGGCUGCAGAUGAGGAAGCUGACGAGAACAGAGUGCUUCCAGCAAUGAACAUAAUCUGGCCUUAUUUGAUUCUUUGCCUUAAAAAUAAGGUUUCAGUGGUUGUGAUCAGGAAAUGCUUGAAUAUGCUGCAUAAAGCAGUUCAAAUUGGUGGCGGGGACUUUUUUGUUCCCCGGUUUCAGAAUGAUGGGCAUACUAUAUGGAAGUUGCUUACUUCAUCCCCAUUUCGAAGGAAACCAAUGCUAUCAAAUGAGGAAAGAAUUCUUCUCCCUUACCGAAGUAAUUCUAUCACACUUCAGAAGAACCUAUGGCUGAAGUCUCCAGCCAAAAAUUCCAGUCUGCAGUAUUGGACAUGAUUACCAUGAUAUGUUCGGACAAGAGGACUAGUUCAGCAUUACAGACAGUCCUGAAGAAGGUUAGUGGUAUUGUCGUAGGUAUUGCUUGCAGUAGCAUGGCAGGUCUCAAAGAUGCAUCUCUAAGGGCAUUAUCAGGACUUGCUUGCUUUGAUUCAGACCUUACCUGGCUUCUGCUUGCGGACGUCUACUAUUCCCUGAAUAGAAGGGGGAUGUUAUCCUUCCACCAUGUCGAGAUCUGGCGGGGAUUUCUGAGCUGCUUCCUGCCGCAUCAUCCAAAAAGGAAUAUUUGUUUGUGAAUUAUGCAGGAGAAGAUUUACUCUGUAAAUUUGUGGGAGAUGUUAAGAAUCAUUGAGAAUGUAAAAGGGCAUUAGAUGUCACUUUGCACAUGGUAGUUAUAAGAUUAUGUUACAUGCGGAGGCUUUUAGUGCACGUUUCCCAAAUGUUCGAGGCAAUGUUUUCAAAGGGCAUUUUCCUUUUCUAGCAAGGCAAGUUUGGGUGACUUUUCUUUAGUGAGAUAAUUUCUUAUA
Musa acuminata AAA Group (dessert banana) is the source of this 5311-nucleotide messenger RNA. RefSeq lists its product as uncharacterized. Lineage: Eukaryota; Viridiplantae; Streptophyta; Magnoliopsida; Zingiberales; Musaceae. The record is from RefSeq and is a predicted model, not a curated record. Gene Ontology annotation, biological process: chromatin remodeling. The transcript has 12 exons. Bases 826 to 1596 code for a protein of 256 amino acids. Gene Ontology annotation, cellular component: cytoplasm.